CCCUAGCAUGUUUUACCCAAGAGCCCUAGCAUUUCCCCAUUCGUUUUAUUCAUGAGAGUGGCGGCAUCCAAGCUCAGGAAAAGCGGCAUUGCGCAGCGCAUUUCAUCCGUGAGUGACGAUCUCGUGAAAAUCCGUCAAGCCGAGAGGCGCAAGGUCGAGAUUGUCACGGAUCAAUCUUUCGAGCUCCCAGGUGGGAAAUUCCUCCACAUUUCGUCCGAUCACAGCAAACACAAGGGCACGAAGUUCGCAUUUCUCGGCACUUCUCUCUUCCCUGGAAGAACCGAACCGUGCCUUCUUGUAAAAAAUGGUGAGUUUUUCUCUCUUUUUGUUUUCUUGGCUUUCGAGAACUUUGUUUUAGAAGGACGAUGCUUCAUUUUUAACUGCGGAGACAAUGUUUAUCGAGAACUUCAGCGUGCCUCUUAUCUCGAGAAGCAGUGCACGAUUUUUGUAACGAGCAUGGACAUCAACAAUAUUGUUGGACUCCCUGGUCUAUUGUCGCCUGGAGUUUUACCCCCACCCGUGGUGAUCUAUGGUCCUCAAGGUCUGCGGCAGUACAUUAGAGCUACGCUACGAGCCUGCUUUGCUAGAGUUCCCACAAAGUAUACCGUGCAUGAACUCCUUUUAAACAAUGACUUGAGAGUUGGAAAUCAGCAAUCUCAAGACUUGAUGCACGAAGAUGAGCUUUAUGGAGACGAUCUGCUGUGCUCUGGAAACGAUUCAUAUCCACUCGUCGAAGAUGACCACCUCAACGUGAUAUCCUGGUCUUUGUGCCAAAAGAAACAAAGCUGCGGUUUCAUCUACAAGGAAACGGGAACUUCGGGAAACUCCAUUGCUUUGGUGAGCCGGAAGAGCGAGAGAGUACCAUGGUGCUUGAAAGCCAAAGACGUGGAUGUUCUCGUUCAUGAAAUUGACAAUACCAUCCAUGGAGCUCAAAUCGCUGGGGAUCAAGCCAAGGCUAUCAAUGCCAAGUCCCUUGUGAUGAGCGGCUGUUCAAGAACUGGAAGCCAGGAACUUGAAGCAGCUAAGUCGAGAUUUGGAAAAGCAAGCGUAGCUCUAAGCAUGGACCACGUUACCUUCACUUUGAAUAACAAUGGAUGAUCAAGCUAUUUUAUGGUUUGGACACCUUAUAAUCACUUUAGAAGCUUUCUAAGUAUGUUCUAGCAUA
Molecule: messenger RNA, 1165 nt
Organism: Selaginella moellendorffii
Lineage: Eukaryota; Viridiplantae; Streptophyta; Lycopodiopsida; Selaginellales; Selaginellaceae
Product: zinc phosphodiesterase ELAC protein 1
Exons: 10
Coding region: 52-1098 (348 amino acids)
Cellular component (GO): nucleus
Molecular function (GO): 3'-tRNA processing endoribonuclease activity
Source: RefSeq, a predicted model, not a curated record